Pygoscelis adeliae (Adelie penguin) is the source of this 1389-nucleotide messenger RNA. RefSeq names its product WD repeat domain 76 (gene WDR76). Lineage: Eukaryota; Metazoa; Chordata; Aves; Sphenisciformes; Spheniscidae. The coding region runs from base 93 to 1298 and encodes 401 amino acids. Gene Ontology annotation, molecular function: DNA binding; protein binding. The record is from RefSeq and is a predicted model, not a curated record. Gene Ontology annotation, cellular component: nucleus. Gene Ontology annotation, biological process: regulation of DNA damage checkpoint. The transcript is spliced from 10 exons.
GACUUCACCAAAUUGCAACUAAAAGACCAUCUCACGUCACCAAAAGAGCUAAGCCUAAAAAGGUAGAAGAUGAAACAGUACGUCGAAGAUCUAUGCGCUUACAAAGAGUAGAGCCGUCAGGAAUUCCAAUGCCAGAGAUGCCUGCCCAGCCAGGAGCAGAGGAAUAUCCUCAAGUUCCGGCCGGACCUUUGCCAAUGGUACCCGAAGAUCAGAUGGGGGACAGUAAAUUGACAGAGGACUUACUGACUACGUGGAUGAGGAUAAGUGAGAUGAAAGCUAACGAUACCGAAAAGCGCACACGUGACAUGAAAAGAUACCAAGACAGCCUGAACAGCAUGGUCCUCAGUGAAGAUAACGUUAAAAAGGUUGUGAAAUAUCGAGUGAGUUCUAUGGCUAUCCAUCCUUCUGAAAGCAUCAUCUUUGUGGCAGCUGGAGACAAGUCCGGGCAGAUCGGUCUGUGGAAUGUGAACUCUAAGUCUGAAGAAGGAGCACAUGUCUUUAUUCCACACAAUUACCUGGUCAGCUGCAUGCAUUUUUCUCCAUUUAAUCCUGCUCACUUGCUGUCUCUAAGCAAUGAAACUCUGCGAUGUGGUGAUGUUACUAGAGCUGUCUUUGAUGAGAUAUGCAGAAGUGAAGAAAGCUUAUCUUCCUUUGACUUUUUGGAAGAUAAUGCCUCCACUGCAAUAGUGGGACACUGGGAUGGCGACGUCGCUGUUGUGGACAGACGGACGCCAGGAACGUCUUCAGAGCUUUCUGCAGACAUUGGCUUCAAAAGAACAAGGACAGUCCAUGUUCACCCAGUGAAUAAACAGUAUUUCAUUGCUGCUGGCUCAGUGGAUGUUUGUAUUUAUGAUGUUCGAUACCUGAAGUCUAAUGGGAACAAGCCCGUGAGCUCUCUCAAAGGACACACAAAAAGUGUUGCUUCUGCAUAUUUCUCACCUGUAACUGGGAACAGAGUGGUGACGGUGUGUGCUGAUGAUAAGCUGAGGGUCUAUGACACCACCUCUUUGUCAUCGACAGUCUCCGUUCUCAGUACCGUCAGACAUAACAAUAACACGGGACGCUGGUUAACUAGGUUCAGAGCAAUAUGGGACCCUAAACAGGAGGACUGCUUCGUGGUGGGCAGCAUGGCACGACCAAGACAAAUAGAAGUCUUCCAAGAUACUGGAAAAUUGUUGCACUCUUUUUAUAACCUUGACUGCCUUGGUUCCGUGUGUUCCAUUAACGUGGUUCAUCCCAGUAAGAACAUCUUAGUGGGUGGCAACUCCAGUGGCCGCCUUCAUGUGUUCAAAGAAUAAAAAAAGUGGCUCAGAUACUUUUUUUUUUUCCCCUCCCCUUUUUGCAUUAAAUUUGUUUAAUCCAUAUUAAGCUGUUCCUAAGCUAACUGUA